Molecule: messenger RNA, 969 nt
Organism: Aureobasidium musti
Lineage: Eukaryota; Fungi; Ascomycota; Dothideomycetes; Dothideales; Saccotheciaceae
Source: the annotation of a GenBank genome assembly
AUGUUUUGUGCCGAGAGCUUCUUGAUUUCGAUCAGCACUGCCAGCAUGACGACUACGAGAUACACAGAAUUGGAAUGGCGCGCCAUGAUUUCAGAUGUUGCGCGCGAGCUCGAGGUGUACGAACAGGACUACUGUCCUGACAUGGACAAAAUCGACAUAGCACGCACCAUCGACCACACGCUGCUCAAAUUAGAUGCGACGCCCAAACAGAUUGACGAGCUGUGCGCAGAGGCCAGAGUAGCCAACUUUGCUGUAAACAUCUUCUUUGCUUCGCUCCUUCCUUUAAUCGAACUUGCUAACGCUAUACUGUGCAGANGCGUUUGCGUCCGACCCAAUUAUGUCGCCCAAGCACAUGCCAAUCUCAAAGGAAGCACCGUCUUGAUUGCCAGCGUCAUUGGCUUCCACCAGGGUACCCAAGACACGUACUACAAGCUGCAAGAAACUCGAAUGGCACUCGCUGCUGGCGCACACGAACUCGACGUUGUCAUCAACUGGCCUCUGCUCAAACAACAAGAGUACAGUGAGAUCUACCACGAACUCGCCCUCAUACGCUCAAUGGCACCUCAUCCGACCGUCCUCAAACUCAUCUUCGAGACUUCCCAACUCGCUUCUAGAGACAUUGUCGCUGCGUGUACUAUUGCUUCGGCUGCAAAUUUCGACUUUGUCAAGACAUCAACAGGCUUCCUUGGACAUGGCGCAAAGGUUGAGCAUGUCAGGCUUAUGCGUGCUGCUUGCGACCACUUAGCAGGCAAACGCACCGACCGUCACAGGAUGCAAGUCAAGGCUAGCGGAGGCGUGAGGACUGUCGAAGAUGCUACCACCAUGCUGAAAGCUGGUGCCACUAGACUAGGUACCAGUGGUGGUGUGUGGAUUGUCAAGGAACAGGGUGUGAGAAAAUCGAGUCCUGUGCAGAGCGAGAGAAGAGAUUCGAGGCCUAGUCUGUCUACGAGGCUUUUUACUGACUAUUAA